AUGGCUGGCAGGACCGCGGUGCAUGCGUUGGCGGACUCGUUCGGGUCGGAGUUGCUCGUGAAUCUGCCGUUGAUGCAGGGCUUGCGAUUUCGCUACGUUCCUGAGGCGAAGCGCUUCGACUCCGUUGAGUAUCCUGGACUGCAUGUCGCCCGCUUCCAGGGGGGUAAUGUCGACGGUGCGGGAGGUGCUUCGGCGCUGGUGGGAUUGAAGCACGGCUUGCUCCUUAUCGACGCGCAGGGCGAUCAGAACUCUCGGUUUUUGUGUCCGCACGCAAAGACGACGUGCGCAGCGAGUGGCGAAGUGAGCGUGGCGGUCGAGAGCCCCCGAAUCCCGCCUUUUUUCGUGUACGAAGUACGUCCCGAGUUGCAGGACCUGACCGCCA
This is a messenger RNA of Amoebophrya sp. A120, 382 nucleotides long. NCBI's taxonomy places the organism in Eukaryota, Dinophyceae, Syndiniales, Amoebophryaceae. The record is from the annotation of a GenBank genome assembly.